Protobothrops mucrosquamatus (brown spotted pit viper) is the source of this 1458-nucleotide messenger RNA. RefSeq names its product feline leukemia virus subgroup C cellular receptor family member 2 (gene FLVCR2). Gene Ontology annotation, molecular function: heme transmembrane transporter activity; heme binding. Gene Ontology annotation, cellular component: membrane. The record is from RefSeq and is a predicted model, not a curated record. The coding region runs from base 1 to 1458 and encodes 485 amino acids. The transcript is spliced from 10 exons. Lineage: Eukaryota; Metazoa; Chordata; Lepidosauria; Squamata; Viperidae. Gene Ontology annotation, biological process: heme export; transmembrane transport.
AUGGGGUGUCUCGAGAAGCCCGACAUGUUGCAGGAGGCGAAGCCGGAGCUGGUGGAAGCAGAGACUCCUAACGGGUCGAUCCCGGCACUGGCGCCGGAGGUCCGCCUCACCUGGCGCCGGUGGGUGAUCGUUCUGCUCUUCAGCUCCUACUCCUUCUGCAACGCGUUCCAGUGGAUCCAGUACGGCAGCAUCAACUUCAUCUUUGCCGGGUUUUACGACGUGACUCCUUUCGCUAUCGACUGGCUUUCCAUGUGCUACAUGGUGGUCUACAUCCCCCUCCUGUUCCCUGUCGCCUGGCUCCUCGACCUGAAGGGGCUGCGGCUCAUUGCCCUGGCCGGGUCCGCCCUCAAUUGCUUGGGAGCCUGGGUGAAGACGGGCAGCGCGGAGCCCCAUCUCUUCCCAGUCACGGUCCUGGGCCAGAUCAUCUGUUCCCUGGCGCAAGUCUUCAUCCUGGGCAUGCCGUCCCGCAUCGCGUCCGUCUGGUUUGGCCCCCGAGAGGUCUCAAGUGCCUGCUCCAUCGCUGUCUUUGGCAAUCAGCUUGGCAUUGCAGCUGGUUUCCUCCUCACCCCAGUUCUGGUUCCCAACUUGGAGGAGAAGGAAGAGCUGGCUUACCAUAUUGGCAUCAUGUUUUUUAUCACAGCGGGUGUGGCAACAGCACUUUUCAUCUUAGUUGUCUUUGUGUUUCAGGAAAAGCCUCCAUAUCCUCCAAGCCCAGCCCAGGCUGUGAUUAAGGCAGCAGCUCCAGAGGACUAUUCCUAUCUGAAAUCCAUUGUCCGGUUAUUUUCUAACAUUAACUUUGUGCUGUUGAUAGUCACUUAUGGCUUAAACACGGGUUGCUUCUAUGCCAUCUCAACUUUGCUAAACCGCAUGGUAAUGCUGCAUUAUCCAGGAGAGGAUCUGAAUGCUGGUCGAAUUGGUCUCACCAUUAUAGUAGCUGGCAUGUUUGGAGCUUUGAUUUCUGGCAUCUGGUUGGACAGAACUAAAACAUAUAAACAGACAAUACUGGUUGUUUACAUCAUGUCAUUUGUGGGUCUGGUUGUUUAUACUUUUACCCUGGAUCUAGGUCAUAUCUGGGUGGUCUUCAUAACUGCAGGUGUACUGGGCUUUUUCAUGACGGGUUACCUACCUCUGGGCUUUGAAUUUGCAGCAGAGUUAACAUAUCCAGAAUCUGAAGGAACAUCAUCAGGCCUUCUUAAUGUUUCUGCACAGGUUUUUGGAAUAAUUUUCACCAUUAGCCAAGGACAGAUCAUUGAUAACUUUGGGACUAAAGCUGGGAACAUCUUCCUUUGCAUUUUCCUGUUCAUUGGUGCUAUUAUCACUGCUUUCAUCAAACCUGAUCUCCGAAGACAACAGGCCAAUCUGGAGAAUGAACAGGCUAGACUCCAAAGCAGUAACAGUCAGAUAAUGAAUUAUGGACUUUGUACCUUAUCCCCAUCAUUUCCCAUCCUUGCUCAGUAA